UGCUCUGUAGUUGUAGUCUCGGUCAGAUUAACAAAAUAAUAAUAAAAAACAACAAUAAUAAUAAUGAACAUCUGCUACGCGAUACGAUACGCGAUACGAUUUACGAAUAUUAUAACAUGAUACGAUAAAUUGCUUAAUAGCUCAAUGCUCUUCGGACACACACCGACGACAUCUACAUAAUAUGCUAUUUACAAUAGUAAUUGUUAUUUAUAUUUUAACUCUGAAUUAAAGAAUUUCACCGUCGUCACUUUUUGCGCAGAAACUCUGACGAAAUUGAGUGAAAUUAAUACCGAAAUAAUAUGUCGAGUGACGGAACUUAGCCGAAAUCCGAAGGCCGGUUAACCACGUCUGUUCGCACGUCUUGCCGUCUUCCCGUGUGCGAAUUCGUCUGGUUAAAUCGUUGGUAAAAAUAAUUUUCAAUAGAUCAUUUGUGUCGUUUCUUUUUAUAUUUCGGUAUGAAACGUUCUAAUAUUAAGUCAUAAACGUAUGUUCGAAUGAUCUCGAGUCGUCAGUCCCAGUAUCGAUGCGUACCCAACAAUGUCCCGUCGCACCGCUGCCGACGUGUGAUCACCAUAGCGAAUAGCGAUCGACAAUUCCGUCUGUUGAAUCCUCGGUUGAAUCAUUGUGAUUAAUAUUUGAUUCGGUCGUGCAAAUAUCGCAAUUCUCGCAUGUAAUGGAUAAUCAGAAAGUAUGCAAAUUAAAGUUCAGAAAACGGAAGGCAGCUCCGAACGUAACGUUUUGCAUGAAAACUGAGAGAAAUGCGUCGAAUAAAAAAAUAUUAGAAAUUAUUCAAAAGCCAUUAUCUGAGAGAACAAUUGAUGACAAAGAAAUUCUUAAUACAUAUAAGGAUACAGUACAGAAGAUAUCUCAAAGGUUAGAUAGACAAAAGAAAUUAAAAGAGCGAUGUCAAGAGUUUGAAGAUCCAGUUGAAGUAUUAGAUCCAAAAUGUGAAGAACUUGCAAAGGCUAUUUUGUCUGCAUCAAAUUUAGUGGUCUAUACUGGUGCCGGAAUAAGCACGGCAGCUAAAAUACCUGAUUAUAGAGGCUCAAAUGGAAUAUGGACAUUAUUAGAUCAAGGAAAAGAUAUUGGAUGUCACGACUUAAGCCAAGCAGAACCCACAUUAACACACAUGGCAUUAUAUCGAUUAUACCGUGAAGGGUUACUGGGACAUGUCGUUUCUCAAAAUUGUGAUGGGUUGCAUUUAAGAAGUGGUCUACCAAGACCAGCAUUGUCAGAAGUUCAUGGUGAUAUGUUUAUAGAGGUAUGCAACAAUUGUAAGCCAAACAGACACUAUUUGCGAAUGUUUGAUGUGACAGAACAUACAGCAAGAUUUAAUCACAAAACACUAAGGUUAUGUUAUGCUUGUCAUAAACCGUUGAAAGAUACAAUUGUUCAUUUUGGAGAACGUGGUAAACUUCAAUGGCCAAUUAAUUGGUCAACGGCUUGUAAACACGCUGAGAAAACUGAUGUAAUCUUGUGUUUAGGAUCCAGCUUAAGGGUUCUGAAAAAGUAUCCAUGGCUUUGGUCAAUGGAUAGACCAGCUAAAAAGAGACCAAAGUUAUACAUUGUGAAUCUUCAAUGGACUCCGAAGGAUGACCAAGCUACACUAAAAAUAAACGGUAAAUGUGAUGAAAUUAUGAAAAAAGUAAUGUCAAUCUUAAAUUUGGAUAUUCCUAAAUAUCAACGUUGUCUAGAUCCUAUAUUUCACCAUGCCACAAUGUUAGUAGCAGCUGAAGAACAUACGACAGUACAUCCUGUUUUAGCUGUUCCGACUGAUGAUGUUCAAAAAACAGAUUCAAAUACUAUAACAAAAUGUGAAAAAAUAGAAUUAGAUAUUAGUAACGGUAAAAAUAUUACCAAAAUGUGUUCAGGAUCAAAAGACCUAAUUCAACCAGUUGAUCUCAGUUUAGUAAAAUUAGAAAAUAAUAUAUCCAUAGUUGAUCAAAGUGAAUCAAUUAAUUCUCCGUCGUGUUCAAAUAUGGAUUUUGUUCCAAGCUUAAGUAAUUUUUGGAGACCUUUUAUAGAAGGUGUUGAUCAAAAUUCAUUAGAAGGACGAAAUAUGCUUUCAUUGGUUGAACCAAUAGUACCAUAUCUAAAUCCAUUUUUUAUCAAUAAUAUGGAAACUUUAGGAUUGUCUCCAACACCCGUUGAUCAGUUUUAUAAAAACUUUGUAUAUCAAGCAUGUAUAGGAUUGGCUGCAGUUGAAAAAUUGCAAAUAGAAAAAAAGCUGACAAACAAUUUAAAAAAAAAAAAAAGAGAUGUUAGUGAAGAUAAAGAUGAUAUUAAAAAAACGGAUGUUUCAAUAAAUCGAUAUUGUACAUUUUGUCAUCCAGUUUAUGGUUCAACUAAAUGCCUGUUUUAUCAUCGAUAUGAGUCAAAGUUCAAAGAAGACGUAGCCAUUUGUCUGUGUUGUGAUGAUGAUGAUACAGAUGAAGAAGACGAAAAUGAACUAAAAACUGAAGAAAUAGUGGAUAAGAAUGAUGAAGUUAUAGAAAAGGCCAAAGUUACUGCUGGCUGGUUUGGGAAAGGUUACAAGAAAAGAAUGAAAAAAAAGAAAUAGGUAUAAUUAUUUAUUUUAAAACUAGUUUUUCUCAUUAUUUCUUUACCUUCCAGUAUUUAAAUUAAACUACAAUUGAAAUUGAAAGGUUGUGUAUUUCUAAAAAUAUCUAUAAUGGUAUUAGUACCCAACUGGUAACAAUCAUUACUUGGGCAUACCGUUACUUAUAUUAUCAUAUUUUUUAUAUUAAAAUCAUGUUUAGAAUUGGUUUAGUUUGUUAUAAUUUAAAAUUUGAAACGAUUAUUGCCUAUCCAGCAUUUUUCAUCAUAUUUUCAAUUUUUACAUUCAUCUGUUAGAUUUAUGAUUAUUUAAUAAUUCUUUCAUAUUUUACACUAUUAUUAUUGUGUUAGAGAAGUAAUUUUUCUAAUAAGAUUUAAAUGUGGUUUAUUGAAGUGCAAUAAUGAUUUGUUGUGAUUUAUUCAUUUUGAAUUUUGAUUUUUAUUUACUUUUUUUUAUUUGUGUUUUUACAAUCUUGCUAAGUAAUAAUACACGUUUUUUCGUUUCACUUACAGUUAAUAUUGUUUUGAAAAUAAUGUCCUUUUCAACCCAUAUAUUUUUAUUGAUAAUCAUUUAAAUAUUAUAUCAUCAUAGGUGUGCGCAUGGGGACAUCAGAGGCAGCAUAACAUGCGACUCUUGAAUUUUUGGGGGGUUACCACAGCCAGCCAAUAUUGAAUAAUAGGCUUCAGUAAAAUUAUAUUUCCAAAAACAAUGACCAUUUUAGGUAAAACAAUUAUAUACAUUUUUUAUUAUUUUUUUGGAGAAUGUAAACUAUAGAUGGAUAUUUUAUGGUUAUAAAAUUUACCAGUAUAGAACAAAUCAACCUGACUACUU
Acyrthosiphon pisum (pea aphid) is the source of this 3388-nucleotide messenger RNA. RefSeq names its product sirtuin 7 (gene Sirt7). NCBI's taxonomy places the organism in Eukaryota, Metazoa, Arthropoda, Insecta, Hemiptera, Aphididae. The record is from RefSeq and is a predicted model, not a curated record. The transcript has 8 exons. The coding region runs from base 674 to 2560 and encodes 628 amino acids. Gene Ontology annotation, cellular component: nucleus; chromatin. Gene Ontology annotation, molecular function: NAD+ binding; histone H3K18 deacetylase activity, NAD-dependent.